AUGGAUAAUGACCUGAAGGAAUCAAAUGAGCUUGUUCAGAGACUUGCCUUGCCUGAGAGUACAAAGAACUUUGUUUUCGCAAUCAAAGUCCCUGAGCAUGAUUCCACCAUUUACUUACUCUCUGUUCACAACUUAUCUCAAAGAUCUGCUACCGACGCAGAGUGUCUCAUACAUGAACUCCGUCCUGAUGCUGUUGUGACUCAGGUGAACCCUUCAGCUUUUGGAGCAGCCGAGGACGAGAUUGUGUUAGAAGACGGAUCCACUGGUUCGAUCCCAACGUCAGUUUUUGAAGUUGUCACACGUUGUGUUUUCGACAAAAAAAUUAGCAAAAAAAAGUACAAACGUGUUGCAGGGAACUUGGUUAUGGAGGAGAUUUUUGGGACAGGUUUUAAUAAGCAUCUAUUGACUGUCGAAAAGGUGGCUGGGGAGGUUGGUUCAACGUAUGUGGUACUUGACUCUCCGUUUGUCAUGAAACAUCUAAGGAAAACUCUCACAGGAAAAGCUUAUCAUGGCUCUGCUUUAAUCAAUGAUCAUCAAUUAGUAAUGCAGAGACUAUUAUUAUCUUCGCAUCUCAGUAAAGGGAUUAAAAAACCAAGGAGGGCUCCACGAUUUGCUCGUUCCACUUAUAACUUACUUGUUCAGAUUCAUAACACAUUAUUUGAUGAUCUCCCAGCUAUUAGGAAAGCUCUAGACAGUGCCACAAAGAUACUCCAUAAUGUGUAUAAAGGGGAAUCCAUUGAUACAGAGGCUCUUACUGAAGCUUACAUAUUCCGGGAUGCAGUUGAAAGUCUUAGAAUUGCUUCGAACAAUGCUGGUCGGAUACUUAUCAAGAACUUAGGAACUGAUGAAGUUCAGUUUUCAAAGCUAUCUUUUACGGACAAAUCUUAUGCACUUAUGGCAGAUGAGCUUCGUAGUCAGGCUAAGAAGUUUAAGACUAUAGUAGGGGUAGUAGAUGCAGACAAUCUCGCAGGUCUUAGGAGGCACUGGAGAACUUGUGUUCCUCAACAAGUCAAAGAUAUGUCCACUGAGCAUACGGUGCAAGGUUUUGAUAGUAAUGAUGAUUCAGGUGCUUUAACACUAUCCAAGGCCAUUUUUGCGUCUCCUAUGUUCAAGAUUUUAACAAUAAAAUCCCCGUUGAACCCUUUCUUGACUCACAAGGCAAUGCCGUUUGCAUUUACCAAAGUGGCGUACCCGUCAACAGUAAUGAGCCUAAUGACUCCGUGUUUUGCUAGUUACGGAGCCCAACCAAUGUCUUUGGAGAAGCUCUCUUUAUCCCCGAGGAAAAUCAUCAGAGCAUUAACAAAGUUUGGUUUAACUUCUGCUCAACGGACUAGCUUCUCUACCAUGAGAGGUGCAUUCUAUACGAUGAUGAUACGGAAACGACUAGCAAAACCUAUCGGUGCCUUACCAAGGGUGGUCUUUGGAGCCAGUCUUGUAAUUUGGUGGGGAUCGCACGUCUAUGGAAAAGGGAUUGAACAUGCAGCUGUGACUCUCCCUUCAGCUCCUUCGAUUGCAAAACUUGGUCGAGGGAUUCAGAAUUUACGUGAGGCUUCUCUGGAAGUGACAAGGAGAGGAAACAACAGGGUACAGAACACAAGAGAGGGUCUUUCUCAAAGGCUGAGUAAAAACUGGACGCUUAAUAUAAAUUUCAAAACCAGUUUUGGUUCGUAA
This is a messenger RNA of Eruca vesicaria subsp. sativa (arugula), 1671 nucleotides long. The record is from the annotation of a GenBank genome assembly. NCBI's taxonomy places the organism in Eukaryota, Viridiplantae, Streptophyta, Magnoliopsida, Brassicales, Brassicaceae.